Messenger RNA from Dermochelys coriacea (leatherback sea turtle), 5379 nucleotides. It is a transcript of the gene ZDHHC3, whose product is annotated as zinc finger DHHC-type palmitoyltransferase 3. Bases 282 to 1262 code for a protein of 326 amino acids. The record is from RefSeq and is a predicted model, not a curated record. Lineage: Eukaryota; Metazoa; Chordata; Testudines; Dermochelyidae. Gene Ontology annotation, biological process: protein targeting to membrane; peptidyl-L-cysteine S-palmitoylation. Gene Ontology annotation, molecular function: protein-cysteine S-palmitoyltransferase activity. The transcript has 7 exons. Gene Ontology annotation, cellular component: endoplasmic reticulum; Golgi apparatus.
GCGUUGGGCGACGGAACGUUGACCCGGGUGGCUGCGAGGUUCGGAGCUCGCGCUCGCUGAGCAGGGGUGGCGGCGGCGGCGGCGGCCGCGGGCGGGCUGGGCCAGCAGCUCCUGCGGGGACCGGCGGCGGCGGCUCUUUAUGCGGCUCCCUUUCUGCAGCCUGGAAUCUUCUACAUGCUUCUCAUACCGUUAUGUAGAAGGAGCUUUCCGAGUUUCAUUUGUAAAGCCGAAGACGACUAUUUCUGAUUCUUUUUCACAUGCAAGUAUGAACAUUAUAACCUAUGAUGAUUACUCCAGUACACCGCUUCAGAGAUAUUGAGAGGAAACCUGAAUACCUCCAGCCAGACAAGUGUGUUCCACCUCCUAGCCAUAGUUCCUUGGGAACAAUGUGGUUUAUUCGAGACGGCUGUGGUAUUGCAUGUGCUGUUGUUACCUGGAUGCUUGUCUUCUAUGCAGACUUUGUAGUCCUUCUUGUUAUGUUAGUUCCAUCAAGAGACUAUAUUUAUAGUGUGAUCAAUGGGAUAUUGUUCAACAUGUUGGCUUUCCUGGCUUUGGCUUCGCAUUUUCGAGCUAUGCUAUCAGAUCCAGGUGCUGUGCCCAAAGGUAAUGCCACAAAAGAAUUCAUUGAGAGUUUACAGCUGAAGCCAGGACAGGUGGUUUAUAAGUGUCCAAAAUGCUGUAGCAUCAAACCAGACAGAGCCCAUCACUGCAGUGUUUGCAAGAGGUGUAUUCGGAAAAUGGAUCAUCACUGUCCGUGGGUUAAUAACUGUGUGGGAGAGAAUAACCAGAAGUACUUUGUACUGUUUACAAUGUAUAUAGCACUAAUUUCCAUGCAUGCCCUAAUCAUGGUGGGAUUUCACUUCCUGUAUUGCUUUGAAGAAGACUGGACAAAAUGCAGCUCCUUCUCUCCACCAACUACAGUGAUCCUUCUUAUCCUCUUGUGUUUUGAGGCUCUCUUGUUUCUUAUUUUCACAUCUGUAAUGUUUGGGACCCAGGUACACUCCAUCUGCACUGACGAAACGGGUAUCGAGCGCCUUAAGAAUCAGACACCUACUUGGGAAAAAGUCAGCAGCUGGGAAGGGAUGAAACUGGCUUUUGGUGGUAAUUUCUCCCUGAGCUGGUUCAAUCCUUUUUCAGGCCUGAAUUGCAAAAAGUCUCCACCAUCUGAGGUGGCAGCAGUCACUCCACCUGAAAUAGUGACCGAAGAGGCUCUUGAGCAAUUCCUGGAACAAGAGGUUGUUGUCCAAGUGUUAAAUGAAUAAGCAAAAUGCUCUCCAAAAUGUCAACAAAGGCUCUCCAUUUUUAUGAAAUGUUCGCACUCCAGAUUUAGCUUUAAGGGACCAUGCUGCAGAAAACAUCUGGACAUAUUUGUCCAGAAGUCAGGUGCAGUACUACUAGAAGUAAUGCAAAUCUCUAGUGACUGCCCAACCAAUGAUGUAAAACGUAUAAGCUCCAUUUCCACCAUUGGAAAGGUUUUAUUAAGCAAAGAGCAACUUCCCAGCUUUGCACAGUUCCUAAUUGUUUGUUCAAGGAGUGACUCCUUUUUUGGCUCACUAGGUGCUGAUGCAGCCUUUAACCCAGGAAGUUCCCAGUUCAGAUUUCAGCUGUCUUAAAGUUCAGGGCAGAUACCACAGAUGGGCAAAUUCAUCCUGAUGUUGUGCUGGGGAUAAAUUUAGUCCAGAGUAACUCCAGCUACUGUCUGAGAUUCUUCUAUUUGAGGGCUUGAUCCAAUGCCCAUUCAAGUCAACGGGAGCCAUUCCACUGACUUCUAUGGGCUUUGAAACAGGCCCUAAGUGUGAUGGUGACUGACUCACUGGCAGAUAUAAGAGGUGAAUCUGGUAUAUUGCUACUGUUCGGUAAACACAACAAGAUGACUACGUGAAUCUUGGCAGCACAGUAAAUCUGCCAGAUCAAAUCUUUAUCAGUGUCAUGAAAUUCUGUUUGCUGUUAAUAGCAGGAUUGUUUUUCAGAAGAAAGACUGCUUAGUUACAGUAGCUUCCAUUAAAGAGUGUAUCUGACAUGCUGUAAUAUUUCCUUAAAUGUCAAUAUCUUAAAAUAUUCAGCUGUCAAUUCUUGGUUAGAAGUUGACUUUUUAAAGGUGACCACUAUUGAAUAUUUUAGAUAGUUACACAUUUAUAAUUAGUAAAUGUUUACAUGAGAAUACAUGCUAGAUAUAAAAGUUUUAUUACCAUGGGUUGGAAAGUUUACACAGCUCAUAAGUGGCAAAGUCCUAAAUGAGUUAUAUGAGUCAUCCUAAAAGGAGGCCAAUAAAAUCUUUUAUAUCAAACGACAUUGUCCUACACAGAUUCUAUAUUGCAAAUGAAUAUGAAUGAAGAAAAGUUUAUUUUAGGAAUAUUUUAGCCUUUUUUAAAUAGUCUUUUUCUUGUAAAAACAAAUACCUUAGCUACCAUCAAUUUAAUUCUGUAGAACCCAAGGAAGCCACAGUUUGGCCCUGCCACUGGCCUGUCAGGUGACCUUGGGCAAGUUGCUUCUCUGCUCAGUGCCUCAGUUUCUCUGUCUAACACAGGGAUAAUGAAACAUACCUCCCCUCUGAAGUGCAUAGAACUCUAUGAAUGAAAGGCAUUAUGAUGUAAGAGGUAGGUGAUGUUAUUUAUUAAAGAGGUACCAGGUGGAACCUGUACCAACCAGCCUCAUUUGAAAAAUGUUCAGAAUUUAAAAUAAAACAAAACCCGACGGCCUUAGUGUGUAAUGACUUGACACACAGGAGUAUUGAAAAGAGACUGUCUUUGUUCCAGUCCUCUGCCAUGGGUGAGAGUCACAAUAAAUAAAUCCCCUUAUGAUCUGAUGUGGGUUAAUAUGCACUGACUCUGGCAGCAGCUACAAGCAGUUUGUUGAAAAACAGGAAAACUUUUUGAGCAAAUAUUUCAGAAAAAUUGCUCCCCCCCCCUUUUUUUUAAAUUGAGAAAAUCUGAAAUUUUUCUAGGUGCUCUAGUCAACAGGAAUUAAGAAUCAGGUUUGUUCCUAUAGCUACAGUUUAGUUUUAAAAGAAAACCUGCCCUUCUGUAUACUAAACUGUUGUUCUGUCAUCAGAAACAAACAGAACAUCUCUUCUGUAAACUGCUCAGGAUGUAGUUGUAUCUGACUAUAGUAAAGUGAGCAACUGUCACCCUUCUGCACCCAAAGUGCACUUUUAUCUAACUGUUUCAAAGCAAGAGGGCGAAGAGGGACACUUAAGAAACUACAUGGUGGAGUUAAUAUGGGUGGGGGGGAGGGAACAUUUAAGGAGGGAAAAUAAGACUGGACCUUUUAACUCAUGUAUUCUAGUUCUGUCUUGGUGUUUGGCCUGAGGUAAGUCAUUUAACCUCUCAGCCUUAGGCCAUGUCCACACUUACAAGCUUACAGCGGCACAACUGUACUGAUACAGCAGUGCUGCUGUAAGAGCGCUCAUGUAGCUGCUCUAUGCUGACGGAAGAGAGCUCUCCUAUCAACAUAAAAGCUAUGUCGAUGCGUGAGUGUCUCCCGCUGACAUAGCGCUGUUCAUAUCAGCACUUAUGCCGGCCAAAUUUACGUUACUCAGAGGUGUUUUUUUUUUCACACUCCUGAGUGACAAAAGUUUUGCCGACAUAAGUGCUAGCGUAGACAUGGCCUUAGUUGCCCUAGCUGUAAAAAGGCCGGAGCAACACUGGAUUAUGUGAGGACUAAUUGUUUGCAAUGUAAAUUACUUUGAAAUGCUAUAUCAGGGCUAAUGAGGAUUAUUAGAAUGGGAAAUAGUAUCUGUUUUGCUUGGGGAAAAAUAGGAACAACUGGCACAUGUGUUGCAUAUUUGCUGAAAUAAAAUGAUGGCAGGGACUGUACAUUAAUUAUUUGUUAAAAUAUAUUUUUUUGCAUAAGCCUCUGACUGUUCUGAUACAAGCCAUUCAGCUUUUUGAAGUCAGAGUGGGUAUCAUAUAAAAACAGGCUUUCGUAUUAGAUUUCAGCUACUGUUUCUGACCUGCCUGAGAAUACCAGGGGAAAGUAGAAUGUCCCUUGACUUCAGUGGAGCUAGGAUUUCACCAUGUGAGAGAGACUUAUUUGUUUGUUGUGUUCUGAUGGUGCUGCUGCUUCUUGGAGAUGAACACAAUCACAGCUUCUUUGGGAGUGGUGACCAUUUGAAGGGGAUAUAUUCCCCCUCUCCUUUUUUUAUUUUUACCUGUUCCUGCUCAACGUGACUGCAGGACUCAUGUAUUUUACUAGAGCUGUCAAGCAAUUAAAAAAUUAAUCACAAUCAUGCGAUUAAUCGCACAGUUAAUAAUAAAAUACCAUUUAUUUAAAUUUUUUGAUGUUUUCUACAUUUUCAAAUAUAUUUAUUUCAAUUACAACCCAGAACACAAAGUAUACAGUGCUCACUUUAUAUUUACUUUUGAUUACAAAUAUUUGCACUGUAAAAAACAAAAGAAAUAGUAUUUUUCAAUUCACCUAAUACAAGUACUGUAGUGCAAUCUCUUUAUCAUGAAAGUUGAACUUACAAAUGUAGAAUUAUGUACAAAAAAACCCCUGCAUUCAAAAAUAAAACAAUGUAAAAAUUUUAGAGCCUACAAGUCCAAUCAGUUCUACUUCUUCUUCAGCCAAUUGCUAAGACAAACAAGUUUGAUUACAUUUGCAGGAGAUAAUGUUGCCAGCUUGUUAUUUACAAUGUCACCUGAAAGUGAGAACAGACGUUUGCCUGACACUGUUGUAGCCAGUGUUGCAAGAUAUUUGUGCGUCAGAUACGCUAAAGAUUCAUAUGUCCCUUCAUGCUUCAACCAGAAUUCCAGGGGACAUGCAUCAUUGCUGACGACGGGUUCUCCUCGAUAACAAUCCAAAGCAGAGCAGACCGACACGCGUUCAUUUUCAUUAUCUGAGUCAGAUGCCACCAGCAGAAGGUUGACUUCUUUUUUGGUGGUUCGGGUUCUGUAGUUUCUACAUCGGAGUGUUGCUCUUUUAAGACUUCUGAAAGCAAGCUCCACACCUUGUCCCUCUCAGAUUCUGGACCGCACUUCAGAUUCUUAAACCUUGGGUUGAGUGCUGUAGCUAUCUUUAGAAAUCUCACAUUGGUACCUUCUUUGUGUUUUGUGAAAUCUGCAGUGAAAGUGUUCUUAAAACAAACAUGUGCUGGGUCAUCAUCCAAGACUGCUAUUACAUGGAAAUAUAUGGCAGAAUGCAGGUAAAACCGAGCAGGAGACAUACAAUUCUCCCCCAAGGAGUUUAGUCACAAAUUUAAUUCAUGCAUUAUUUUUUAACGAGUGUCAUCAGAAUGUCCUCUGGAACGGUGGCCAAAGCAUGAAGGGGCAUACAAAUGUUUAGCAUAUCUGGCAUGUAAAUACCUUGCAAUGCCAGCCACAAAUGUGCCAUGGGAAUGUCUGUUCUCAUUUUCAGGUGACAUUGUAAAUAAGUGGGCAU